Exophiala xenobiotica is the source of this 2772-nucleotide messenger RNA. RefSeq lists its product as uncharacterized. The coding region runs from base 221 to 1786 and encodes 521 amino acids. The record is from RefSeq and is a predicted model, not a curated record. Gene Ontology annotation, cellular component: cytoplasmic stress granule; nucleus. The transcript has 4 exons. Gene Ontology annotation, molecular function: RNA helicase activity; ATP binding; RNA binding. Gene Ontology annotation, biological process: poly(A)+ mRNA export from nucleus. NCBI's taxonomy places the organism in Eukaryota, Fungi, Ascomycota, Eurotiomycetes, Chaetothyriales, Herpotrichiellaceae.
UAUCGAUAUUGCCGCACCUAUUAAGCAACAGGUUGCAAAUUUGAGUCAUCACAAUAACAAGAAGACAUCUAUUGUGUUCUGCCCGCGGACAUAACACCACUCUCGCCGCCGCCGAUCUAUCUCUCACUUCAAAAUCAUCCCUCACUCCCUUCCUUCCCAUUCUUGACGACAUUCUAUCCUUUAUCACACACUCGAAGUAAUACCAUACGACCUCGCGGCCAUGGCAGAGCAGGCCUCAGCAGGCGGCUCUCUCGCAGACCGCAUCUCCAAACCCGAAACGAUGAAUGCGCAGGCAGAUUCAUUCCAACCCAAAUCAGGCACCUCAUGGGCAGAUGAGGUCGCAUCUCCUGCUGGCGAAGAGCCUGCCUCAACCUCGAAUUUGGACGCAACAACAGCUCCAGAACCCUCCGCGGCGGCCGGUCAAGUUGAUGGUGCCACAGAGCCUUUUGGCGGAUCGCAACUGCAAGAGCCUGAAUACGAGGUGAACGUCAAGUUGGCGGACAUGCAAGCUGAUCCAAACAACCCUCUCUAUUCAGCUACAUCAUUUGAGCAGCUUGGCUUGUCUGAGGAAAUCCUCAAGGGCGUCAUGAGCAUGAACUUCCGAAAACCCUCAAAGGUCCAAGAGCGCACACUACCCCUUCUUCUAAUGAAUCCUCCUCAAAAUCUCAUCGGUCAGUCACAAUCCGGAACGGGAAAGACGGCGGCAUUUGUGCUCAACAUUCUGCACCGCAUUGAUCUCAGUACCGAACAACUGCAAAAGACUCCACAAGCGCUGGUUCUGGCUCCCAGCAGAGAACUCGCCCGACAGAUUCAAGGCGUUGUCAAGGUCAUGGGCUCGUUCAUUCCUGGACUCAUUGUCGAAGCAGCUGUUCCUCAGGAUGCUGCAGCCCGUUCGCGAAAGAUUGAAGCAUCAGUAAUUGUCGGAACACCUGGUACCACCAUGGACAUGAUCCGCAAGCGAUCCAUGGACGUCAAACAACUCAAGGUGCUUGUCCUUGAUGAGGCCGACAAUAUGCUCGAUCAGCAGGGUCUUGGCGACCAGUGCAUUCGCGUCAAAUCGAUGCUCCCCAAAGGCAUCCAAAUCAUUCUGUUCUCCGCCACCUUCCCCGACACCGUUAUCAAGUACGCCCAGAACUUUGCCCCUGGUGCCAAUCAAAUGACUCUUCAACAUGAGGAUUUGACGGUUGAAGGUAUUAAACAGAUCUACCUCGACUGCGAAGGUGAUCAAGCCAAGUAUGACGCCUUGGUCAAAUUCUAUGGCUUGUUGACCAUUGGGUCCUCUAUUAUUUUCGUCAAGACUCGAGAGACUGCACUCGCAAUCGAACAACGCAUGACUGCAGAGGGCCACAAAGUCGUCUCAUUGACUGGUGGCUACGAGGGUGCACAACGAGACGUAAUCAUCGACUCUUUCCGCAUGGGACAUGCCAAAGUCCUGAUCACGACAAACGUGCUCGCCCGUGGUAUCGAUGUUCAGUCAGUCUCCAUGGUUGUCAACUAUGAUGUUCCGGACAAGUUUGUUGGUCAUGGUAGAUUCGUGGCCGAUCCUCAGACCUAUCUCCAUCGUAUUGGACGAACUGGACGAUUUGGACGUGUUGGUGUUGCUGUCACCUUCAUCAGCAGCCGACAGGACUGGGACAAGUUGAUGGAAAUCCAGAGAUAUUUCAACACUACGAUGACCAAGGUUGCCACCGAUGAUUGGGACGAACUCGAGGAGACGGUCUCGAAAAUCAUCAAGAGUUCCAGAGCCGGCACGAACUGGAAAGAAGGUGCAAACAUGCAGGGGUAGGAAAGAAGAAGGAUGAAAAUAUGAUGCAAGGCCAUCUGAGAAAGAGAUGAGGCACGAAAAGCUCAGGAAGAUCUGCGCAAAAUGCCAGACAUCAAAGGAGGCGACGACCAGUCCGACAUCGGUGAUGCAGAAGAGCAGCGAUGGAAUGUUCAGACAGAUGCAUGGCUGCCGAUUGUUAAGGAUAAAUAGCAUACGGGAGGAGUUGAUACCCACGACGGCAUUCAAAGCGGAAUGAAGAAAAGCGUCAAGACAUAGCGAGAACUUGUCCUUGUUACCAUUCGCACGACUUGCCGAGCAGUUCAGCGAUAUUCUCCAGACCUUCCUGAUCUUGACCGUCGAACCCGCCUACCUCGGCGCAAUCAAUGUCAAGGACACCGACGACCUGCCAAAUGAUCAAUUAGCAUGCAACAUUAAGAGCAACCAAGGUUGAACAUUAGCAGAGCACGGGAACGGACCUUUCCACCACUCUUGAUUGGAACCACGAUCUCACUUCGGCUGUCGCUGUCGCACGCAAUAUGACCUGGAAACUGCUCGACGUCCUCGACCAGCACCGUCCUCCCUUCGCCUUCGGCCGCAGCACCACAUACGCCCUUUCCAAUCCUGAUGGUCUGGCAAGCGACCUUCCCCAUGAACGGGCCAAGGAUCAACUGCUUCUGCGGAUCCGUGGGGUCGAGCACGUAAAAGCCGCUCCAGUUCACGGAUGAUGACGGCGGUGGGAGAGAAUGGAACAUAUGCCAGAGUAACGAGGCCGCAUUGGCCGUGUUGGCCACCCAGUUACGCUGGCCUUCGAGCAGAGAUGUGAGAGACGCCAGGAGUUGGGAGUAUGCCUCUGCUUUGCUCAGCGAGGUGGAGAAAUUCGAUGCAUCUGCGUGAGGCUGAAGGGCCGUAUGACAAUUGAUCAAGUCAGAGACGCUGGCCGAGCUUUAAGUAGGGUUGAUAUUCAAGUUGGCUUACCAUGUUUAACGUGGCUUUUAUCCUCGUCUGUG